Pongo pygmaeus (Bornean orangutan) is the source of this 2012-nucleotide messenger RNA. Its product is annotated as extracellular matrix protein 2-like. The record is from RefSeq and is a predicted model, not a curated record. The transcript has 6 exons. Lineage: Eukaryota; Metazoa; Chordata; Mammalia; Primates; Hominidae. Gene Ontology annotation, molecular function: collagen V binding; protein binding; heparin binding. Gene Ontology annotation, biological process: positive regulation of cell-substrate adhesion; extracellular matrix organization. Gene Ontology annotation, cellular component: extracellular matrix. Bases 94 to 1608 code for a protein of 504 amino acids.
CACCUCUAAAAGCAAAUUGUGCCAGGUAGCAGCGACCCCUUCAUCUCCCCAGAAGCUGUCCCUAGAAAGCACGUGUGAGGUCCUUGCUCACCAAUGGGUAUGGGGCAAAGGGGAUGCUGGGGAAACGCCCUACCCCCCACCCUUGGGACACACUGGGGAAGUGAGGGGAGGUGGGACCCAAGGUCCCUUGAGCAGCCCAAGGCUUUCUACCCAGGGCUGCUGAAGCUCCCCUGGGCCCAACCACCGGUCCAACCCCUGGGCCCAACCUAUAGGCCCAGCCCCUUAGUUCUAAUGGGCCUAGAGCGCGCCCCCGCAGUGGGGAGCUGUGUAAGUUCUGAGAGGCAGUCUGGGUUACUGGCCCCAGGGGCUGCUGGCCUGCUGCUGACGGUGGGGACACACUGUUCUCUCACCAGUGCUCCUCAGGAGGUAAGGGAAAGGCGGGGGGAGGCCUGGGUAAAGAGGAAGGGCGAUGGGCUGGCUAGCAGCUGGCAGCCCCUUGGGGAAAGGAGGCAAGGCCCCCAGCCCACACUGGCUCCUUCCGCAGGUCAGCUGCAGCCCAUCCCUGGCAUCGGCCACCCAGACAAGCCUGAGGCCGGGAAGCUGGACCAGCUGCGGUCUCAGCCCACCCCGAAGCAGGGAGCUCAAGGAACACCCACCCAGUCCCCCUCCACUGGCUGGAAAGCGCCUCCCAGGCCAGGGCUGGCCCUGAGGAAGGAGUCACCCCCAGUGACCUCGGAGCAGGAGCAGGGUCACAACAAGGGCCUGGUCACUGAGUGGGCUCAGCCCCAGGCCACAGCUGCCAUGAGGGCUGAGGCAGGGAAGCCCGGGGCCCUGAAGCUCAGGCCCUGGCAGGCCGGCAGGGACCCUCAAGCUCAAGAGGGGGCAGCAGUCACCGAGGAGGACCAGGGCCAGAGGACAGGAAGCCGGGAAGACAAGGGAAGGGGCCUGAAACCCAGGAGGCCCCCUAAAGGGACCUCCCAUCAACCUGGGCCGAGGAUCCGGCGCCCACAGAAGGACCGCAGCCGAGGCCGGGAUGGCGGCGGCAGCACCUCCAAGACCCCAGGCCGUGGGUGGAAAAGACCAGGAAGCACACAUGGGCACAGGCACAGGCACGCAGACCUGGGCACCACCCAGCAGGCCAUGCCCUCUCUGCCAGCCUCGUGCCUCCUGGCCCAGGCAGUCAUCACCUGUGGCAAUGUCAAGAUGAAGCAUGUCCCUGCCCUGACCGACCCUGGUCUGACCACACGCUACGUGGCAGAGAAUGAAAUUGUCAAGAUCCCAGCCCACACGUUCCUGGGGCUGCCCAACCUGGAGUGGCUGGAUCUCAGCAAGAACAAGCUGGACCCCCGAGGCCUGCACCCCCAUGCCUUCAAGAAUCUGAUGCGGCUGAAGCGGCUGAACCUGGAUGGGAACUCGCUGACCACAGUCCCGGCCCUACCUGCCUCCCUGCAGGAGCUCAAACUCAACGACAACCUCCUGCAGGGCCUGCAACGCAGCAGCUUCCGUGGGCUCAGCCAGCUGCUGACGCCGGAGGUGGAAGGGAACCAGCUGCGUGACAGGGACAUCUCCCCCUGGCCUUCCAGCCCCUCUGCAGCCUGCUCUAUCUGAGGCUGGACCGGAACCGGCUGCGGACCAUCCCACGCGGCCUGCCGUCCUCCCUGCAGUCACGCGGCCUGCCGUCCUCCCUGCAGUUGAGCUGGAGCCCCCAGGAUGGGGAGGCAACACUGUUACCGUCAAACAACCCCGCCUCUGUUUCUGCUGAGGGGGCGUGGAGCAGCCCAUAGGCUUCAGGCCUCUCCUCAGCUUGACCUAACCUUCCAGAAGCCCACAGUGGGACCUCCUGGAUGGCUCUGCACCCUUUGGGGUCUCUGAGAGCUGCACCUGGGCACCAACCUCAUCGAGGAGGUGGCGGAGGGCGCACUGAGCCACAUCCACAGUCUCAGCGUGCUGGUGCUCAGCCACAACCGGCUUCAAGAGCACCGGCUGGCACCCCGAGCCCGGAUCCAUCUCCC